UCAAGUAAAGAAGUGGGGGGCGCGUGCUGCCGAGUAGAGAGAGGGAGAGAGAGAUGUAUAGAGAUGCGAAGAAAAUGCGACUUGAAAAGUUGAAAAUAGAUAUUAUAACUUAUUGGUGAUCAUAUGGGUUUCUCGACGGCGGGUGAUUAUUUAGAUAUCAAAAGAAAAAAGUUACCAAAUUGAAAAAAUUGUAUUUUUACUUUAGUUUAAAUUAUGAUAAGUAAAUCAUUGAUAAUAUUUAUUGAUUAGUCAGUUUUAAUACUAAUAUACACGUGUUCGUUAAAGAUUUGCAAACGAAAAAAAAGGAAAAGCCAUACUGAUAAGUACUCGACGAAGUAAUAAAUGGAAAGCAUAUGUCGAUUUUUCUGAUAAAGCGAGAAAUAAUUUGCCUUCGCUUUUGUUGAAGAGCAAAUAAUGCGGUCAUCGCUAACUCUACUACUUAGUCGCUCUAAGUAUAAUACAGAUGUGAAUUUUGAUCUAAAGAAUAAAAUAAUACAUUAUUCAUAUAAGUGUAUUGUAUUUAAAACAUUUUUCUUGCACUGAAUAUACAUCUUGGUUUUUAUUUAGGAUACUCGCAAUGAAAUUUCAAAUUUCGCACUUUAAAAAUGUUUACGCAUGCGCAUUUAAGAUGAAUGCUCCAAAAUAAAAGUCGUAUAUAACCUAUACAAGUCAAAACACAAAACUAAGACACCUCGUAUAUGUAUGUUCAUACGAGCAUUUGUUAAAACGGGAAGAUAUUAUUCAGUAAUUGCUCGAGAUAGAUUGAAUUAAUUCUCACAAAAAAUGGAUCCUGAUAGAGGAUCGUGCUGUCUAUCGUUCAUAGAUCGACAAAAGCAACUAAAUCAGCAGCUGUUGAAAAUCGAAAGGGAUCUGAACAAGCACAACAACCACAGAGAUUCGAACGUACCAAAAUUGGAGGAUCUAUGCACUAUUUCCCGGAAUAGGAACAAAAUUAAAGGUUUUCGAGGACGACAGAGUAUAUUCAAACGUCCUGAAGGACCAGCUCCCAAAACAAAUCUCAGACCUAUAGCAGACUAUCGAAGAAAUCCUACCAAAUGGACGUACUACAAUUUAGACAAUGUGUCAGAUAUAUCCGAUGAAAGUAACAGAGAAGCUGCAUUUGCAUUUUUAAACGACUUGAGGGAAAGGAGAGAAGUAGAAUCUCGGAAACAGAAUAAGAUCAAGGAGAAGUUGAAAAAUCAGCAAGCGAUAAUGGAUGUUGAGACAAACGAAGUAAACUCCCAAGAAGAUGAUGAGAUGGAGACAGAAGAGAGAUUCAAUGUAGAUGAUUCAGGCAAGGGUUCUAUAUCAUUUAAAAAGCCACAAAAGAAAGCGGAGCCAAUCGAACAAGCUAAACCAGAGUUUAGAGGCAACAAAGUUGUUAUGCCAGAAUAUACAUUUGGAACUAAGAAAGUUCAGAAGAAGAAAAAUCCUACACAAAGGAAUAAAUCAGAAAAAAUUGACAAAAAUAAAGAAUUGAGAUUGGAUCAUCUACAGAUAGAAGAAGAAGAAGAAGAAGAAGAUUAGCUUUUAGAUGAAAAGAUUUUGUACUGUAAAUAAUGUUUUUGAUUUAGGUUCUAGAAACUAGCUUUGCUUAUUGUUAUUAUAAUUAAUUUUCUUUUAUUAGCCAUAAUAUAGACAGCUAAUAUUAUUUAUAAUAUUCUUAAAAUAGGUCAUUCAUGCAUAAAAAAUUUUGUAAAUAUGUGAAAACGUUGAAAAAUGUUAGUAACAGUUUAUAAAUGAUUGUAAUACUUUUAUUCUAUUAUUGUACAUAGAAUAUUUGUCUUAAAGUGUCUGCAACUUCAUAUUUAAAAAUUAUAAAGGAUAAUAAAGCAAAAUAAUCAAGAA
Molecule: messenger RNA, 1848 nt
Organism: Nasonia vitripennis (jewel wasp)
Lineage: Eukaryota; Metazoa; Arthropoda; Insecta; Hymenoptera; Pteromalidae
Exons: 1
Coding region: 784-1527 (247 amino acids)
Source: RefSeq, a predicted model, not a curated record